Messenger RNA from Malaya genurostris, 962 nucleotides. RefSeq names its product transmembrane emp24 domain-containing protein 1 (gene opm). NCBI's taxonomy places the organism in Eukaryota, Metazoa, Arthropoda, Insecta, Diptera, Culicidae. Gene Ontology annotation, biological process: endoplasmic reticulum to Golgi vesicle-mediated transport; Golgi organization; intracellular protein transport. Gene Ontology annotation, cellular component: endoplasmic reticulum; Golgi apparatus; endoplasmic reticulum-Golgi intermediate compartment. The record is from RefSeq and is a predicted model, not a curated record. Bases 112 to 798 code for a protein of 228 amino acids. The transcript is spliced from 3 exons.
UAUUAGUUCCCAGAAUAGACUGAAUGAUUGUGUUUUGAUUCUUCCGAUAAUUUAUACAACCUUUACAUUAUCCUAAUUUUCUGUUUCAGUGUCAUAAACAAUUAGUAUAUAAUGCAACCGCCUCAUCUGGUACUAGGAGCUGCUGCAAUGUUGCUAUUGCCGGUCAUUUCUUGCUUGCAGAAGGAUAUGACCAUCAUCAUUUCGCCGGGCGGUAAAGAUUGUUUCUACGAGACAGCCAAAGCGGGCCAAACGGUUGAUAUUGAGUAUCAGGUGAUUGAUGGGUCUCAUGGUGAUUUGGAUAUAAGUUUCAGUGUGGCAGACGCCUCGGGUCGUCUAAUAUAUGCCGACUAUAAAAAGUCGGAUAACAUUCACCGUUUCCAGCAACAGCAUGACACGGAACUGACAUUUUGCUUCAGCAACGAAUUCAGUCGUAUCAACAGCAAAACGGUGUUCUUCGAAAUCAUCAUUGAGAAAGAAGACGAAGAUGCCGGGUGGAGUAAUUUCGAUAUUCUGGAAGGCCUAAGUCCGGAGGAGUUUUAUGACAUGAAGGUGCAGGAUAUAGAAGAUAUUAUCAAGCGCGUCAGAAACAAUUUAACAAAGGCUCGUCAGAUCCAGGAUAUGCUUCGGUCACACGAAGCACGCGAUCGAAACAUUGCCGAAGAGAAUUACUUCAAAGUAAAUGCUUGGUCUUUUUUCCAAGUCAUAGUUAUGAUAGGUGUAGGCUUUUGCCAAGUAAUAAUGGUAAAAAGUCUGUUCGAUAUCGAUUCGAAAGCGCACAAACUAUGGAGCAAAAUGUGAAACGUCGAACAUGCGACGUCCUUCUCCUGAUAUAAUUUUCUGGAUUUUUUCUUUCUACUCAUACCGAGCGGGAGUGUAAAUGGCGAAAAGCUCGAAUAUCUAAUACCAAAGUGAUUUUGAAAUCGAUUGAAUGGUCAAAUACAUGGUGCCAGUUAUUUUUAAAA